Lycium barbarum (goji berry) is the source of this 849-nucleotide messenger RNA. Its product is annotated as F-box/kelch-repeat protein At3g06240-like. Bases 1 to 849 code for a protein of 282 amino acids. Gene Ontology annotation, molecular function: protein binding. The record is from RefSeq and is a predicted model, not a curated record. Lineage: Eukaryota; Viridiplantae; Streptophyta; Magnoliopsida; Solanales; Solanaceae. The transcript has a single exon.
AUGAAAGAUUCAAUCUUGAAAAUCCCUAUUCUGCCACCUGAACUUAUCACUGAAAUCCUCUUAAUGCUUCCAGUGAAAUCCCUCUUGCAGUUCAGGUCUGUUUCGAAGACUUGGCUUGCUUUAAUCUCUAGCCCUGAAUUUGUCAAAACCCAUCUUAGUGUAUCUACUGAUAACAAAGAUUACACACACCACGUGCUUGUGUUGUUUCAACUUAGGCACUCUGGUAAUGGAUGUCAAUACAAUCUUAAGAACUGUUCUGUUAGUUCCUUACUCAAUGACUCUGUGACUGAGGAAUAUAACUUGGAUUAUCCCAUGAAUAACACCCGCAAAAAUGUCCAGGUUGUGGGUUCGGUCAAUGGAUUGAUUUUUCUUGCCAUUGGGUAUACUGACUUGUUUCUAUGGAAUCCGUCAAUUAGGAAGUUCAAGAAAUUGCCUGAUUCUAGACCUACAUUAAUGAGGCUUGAUUGGCACGUAGAUGGUUUCAGAUAUUAUGAGUUUCAUCAUGAUUACAAGGUAGUGUGUAUUUUCAGUUCUAGAAGUUCAGAUCAAGUUGAGGUCAACAUAUAUAGUCUAAACAGUGAUUCUUGGAAAAAUGUUGACUAUUUUCAGGAUAGGCCGCGAUUAUAUGGCUCAGCUAAAUUUGUGAAUGGGAAACUUCAUUGGCCGGCUACUGCUCCUGGUCUUAAUAGAUAUAAGGGCUGGAACAUCUUUUCUUUUAAUUUGGCUAAUGAGGAAUGGGGAAAGGUGGAGCAGCCCUGCUAUGAAGAAGAUAUUAUUCCGUCGGUGGGAGUGUUGGGAAGUGGUCUUCUUGUGUUUUCUAAUUAUCUGAGAAGUCACGCGGAUGUGUAG